This is a messenger RNA of Oncorhynchus nerka (sockeye salmon), 2897 nucleotides long. Its product is annotated as palmitoyltransferase ZDHHC18-B-like. Gene Ontology annotation, molecular function: protein-cysteine S-palmitoyltransferase activity. Gene Ontology annotation, cellular component: endoplasmic reticulum; Golgi apparatus. Gene Ontology annotation, biological process: peptidyl-L-cysteine S-palmitoylation; protein targeting to membrane. NCBI's taxonomy places the organism in Eukaryota, Metazoa, Chordata, Actinopteri, Salmoniformes, Salmonidae. The record is from RefSeq and is a predicted model, not a curated record.
GUUGUUGAGUCAAUGACGACAUGCUCCACUAAUUUCCCGGCGCUGUAACAUGUUUGUAGUUCAUGUUCCAGGCAACGCGCUAUAGGCUGUUAACUACAUUAGGCAUCUAGCUUGCUAACUAGGUAUCGGUGACUGCUCAUCUGCUCCGGACGCCCAAGACUGGGGAAAUAAAAGUAGUCCGUUUUUUCGAAAAUCAUGAACAAUUGCGAAUACCAACAAAUCGAACCGCUGUCACUUCCGACUCCAACCCCGCGACCCGCAGUUGUAGAAGAGGAGGAGGAAAAGGCACGGAGAAAAUGGGAAGUUUUCCCCGGAAAGAAUCGCUUCUACUGCGAUGGACGGCUCAUCGUGGCCCAACAAAGCGGUGUCUUGCCACUCACCCUCGGCCUCAUUCUGGUCACCACCGUACUGUUCUUUGUAUUUGACUGUCCCUUCCUGGUGAAGCACCUGACUGUGUUCAUCCCAGCGAUUGGAGGAGUUCUGUUUGUGUUCGCUGUCAUCUCUCUCCUGCAGACCAGCUUCACUGACCCUGGCAUCCUACCCCGGGCCACGCCGGACGAGGCCGCGUACAUUGAGAAGCAGAUCGAUAACUCUGGCUCUUCCACCUACCGACACCCUCCCCGCACCAAGGAGGUGGUGAUCAACCAGCAGGUAGUGAAGCUCAAGUACUGUUUCACCUGCAAGAUGUUCCGGCCACCGCGCACCUCCCACUGCUCCCUCUGUGACAACUGUGUGGAGCGAUUCGACCACCAUUGUCCCUGGGUGGGGAAUUGUGUUGGGAAGAGGAACUAUCGUUUCUUCUACACCUUCAUCGUCUCUCUGUCCUUCCUGACAGCCUUCAUCUUCGGCUGCGUCGCCACACACCUCGCACUGAGGGCACAAGGGGGGAGAGGCCUUAUUUUUGCUCUUCAGGAGAGUCCAGUCAGUGCUGUGGAGCUGGUGAUUUGCUUCUUUUCAGUUUGGUCCAUAUUGGGCCUCUCAGGCUUCCAUACCUACCUGGUUGCUUCUAACCUGACCACAAAUGAAGAUAUCAAAGGCUCGUGGUCGGGGAAGAGUGAGGCGGAGGACACCGGUAACCCCUACAGCUAUAACAACAUCCUGACUAACUGCUGCUCUGUACUCUGUGGGCCCAUGCCUCCCAGUUUGAUUGACAGGCGAGGCUUCGUACCAGUGGAGCAGUCAUCGCAGACAGUUUCCAUGGAGAUGGUGCUGCCCAUGCCGGCUGCUAAGGAGAUUAAAGUGGUAGGAGGGCCCACGCCAUCCCAGCUGGCCCCCUCCCGUGCCUUGCAGGUUCUCCUCCCCUCUACCUGCAACCCCCCUCAGCCUGACUGGCAGACCCCAGUUUAGUUGCCUGUUCUAACACUGUUUCCUGACUGGCUGUUGUGUAUGGGGUCACCCUCUCAUGACAGUCUCAGACCAGUGUACUGUAUUACUGUUGGUCAGGAUCCAGUACAGACCAGUGUACUGUAUUACUGUUGGUCAGGAUCCAGUACAGACCAGUGUACUGUAUUACUGUUGGUCAGGUCUAGUACAGACCAGUGUACUGUAUUACUGUUGUUCAGGAUCUGGUAUUCAGGACAUUACAUAUGGUGGUGUUUCCUGUUCCUGGUAGCCCAGUCUACACCAGACUGUUCGUUGUUUACCGCUGAAAAGACCAUCUCUGGAACAAGGAAGUGAAACCGCCUGCUAGGCCAUGUUUGACCUGGGUGUAGCUCAACCGUUAGUUACUCACGUCAUUCCGUGCCUUAACGUUAUAACCAGGCAACUCAGGGUUAUGUCUUUCAGUGAAAGGGGAACCCAGCCUAUCUGAUUCAUCCACUUCCUAGCUUGGUUAGAGGUUGAGCCGUUGUUGUUUUGAGGUUCAGGAGAAACUUUAAUACUAGGGAGUUUAUUAGAACAUGUUUGUCUCCAAAGUGUGACUGCCACUGGGCUAUUUAGUUCUGUCUUAUGGUAGUGGCUCUCUCCAACCCGUCAGACUGUCUGCCUCUUCCAAACCAACAGGCCUUUCUGCUGUUUACAGUCAAGCAAUAUACAGACAAGCUGACGUAACCUUGGUUUACUUUAAGGAUACAAGGGCUCAGUCUUGUCUGCUGGGAGUUUGCAUAUUAUAUAUAUUUUUGCACAGAAGGAGUUAGACCAUAGACUAUGUUCAGUAUUUAUACUUUUUAGCAAAACACAUGUUGGUAAUGGAAGUGGUUACUGCUGAGAAUGUACCUGUAACAAACACAUGUUGGUAAUGGAAGUGGUUACUGCUGAGAAUGUACCUGUAACAAACACAUGUUGGUAAUGGAAGUGGUUACUGCUGAGAAGCGACUUACAGGAGCCAAUAGGUUUCAGUGGUUUGUUGUAGUGUAUUCUAAACAGAUGUUGUUUUCCAGAGCGACUUACAGGAGCCAAUAGGGUUCAGUGGUUUGUUGUAGUGUAUUCUAAACGGAUGUUGUUUUUCCAGAGCGACUUACAGGAGCCAAUAGGGUUCAGUGGUUUGUUGUAGUGUAUUCUAAACGGAUGUUGUUUUCCAGAGCGACUUACAGGAGCCAAUAGGGUUCAGUGGUUUGUUGUAGUGUAUUCUAAACGGAUGUUGUUUUUGCAGAGCGACUUACAGGAGCCAAUAGGUUUCAGUGGUUUGUUGUAGUGUAUUCUAAACGGAUGUUGUUUUCCAGAGCGACUUACAGGAGCCAAUAGGUUUCAGUGAUUCGUUGUAGUGUAUUCUAAACGGAUGUUAACUGCUCGGGUACCUGCUGCCCUCCAGUCUUCAUCUCUUACUGGUUUCUUAUGCUUUUACAUUGUUUUAUUUGUCUUUUAAAUAUUUGUCAUUUUGGAAUAUAUUAAGUCCAUCUGAAAUGUACUGUAUUAAACAUUGCAUUUAAAAAAAUAAAAUAAAUGCACUUAUUCCCAAA